AUGUUGAUGCUACAGCUCUCAUGGUUAUGGGUCAUUGUGACAUUGGUUGGCUCCUAUUUGUUGGUAGGCAGGUACAUUGAUUAUAGAGAGCAGCCAAAAUAUCUAAGUGUUAUUCUUGUGAUAUCAUUGGCGCUGCCUUUAUCUUUAAUAUUCCUUCUGCCAAUUGACUUAUUAAGUACAUUUUCUGACAAACAUUCCAUCGACGAAUUUAAAUCCUCACCUUUUUAUCUUGAACGCCCCAUAGUUAAUGCUCUUUGGAGAAUAAACUACUGGCUUACGUUUUUCCUAACUUGGGUUUUACUUCCACUAUUGCAAUAUUGGUUUGACUCGGGCUAUUACAAGCUCAAAGACAGAUUCAAUGAGUCCAUAAGAAACUUAAUUCGAUUCCAGCUGCUAAUGCUUUCUUGCUGUGUCAUUGGGUUUGGCUAUAUUAUGUUUUACCACAGGUCAUGGCUUAACGCCACUUUCCUCAAAGGUUUAGUUAUCACAAUCAGUCAUAUCUACUCUCUUACUCUAGCACUUUGGUUAAUGGCACAUGGCUUAAUACAACUUCCGAGACAGACAUGGGAGAAUGCUGGAGACUACAAUGCCAUGCUUUACAGUCUUUAUCAACGGGUUCCAUAUUUAAAGGAAAAAAUGGAAGAUUCAAAAUUUGAACUCCAAGAUGUUUUGGCCAAGAUCUUGAGUAUGGCAUCCAUAGAUAUCCCAUUCGACUACAGAGAUUGGUGUAUUCAGCUAGAGAAAGAUAUUCCGUUUGAAUUUAGGCCUGAAAAUCAACGUUACUCGUAUUAUGCAAAUACGGAGGAGCCUAUUACAGCUCAAGAUAUUAAUAGAUCGACAUUGCACAACCUAACUUUCCGUCUGCAACGCGCAAAAUGGUCAUAUAAACACAAUUUGGUGGCUUUUCAACAAGUUGUACACAAAAUAAUGAAGUUGGACACAGCAAUGGAAUCUGAGAAUGAACAGAUUUCUGAUCCUACUUCAUUUCGGGGAACAACACUUUUCGUCGCUACGAAAGCAUGGUCUAUCAUUUUAGGAGCAUUGGCCAUUAUCAUAAUAGAAAGUGAACUGUUUCAUGGAUUCAAUAUCUCGAUAAUAAACAUUGUGGUUAGGAAAGUGACUGAUUCUCCAGAAAAUACGUCAUUGGUGGCAGUAUUAGCUUCUUGCGUUCCAUUCCUUACUUUUAUGGUUUUUUCGGCAUUGGCCUCGCUUUUCAAAAUCAAAAUCUUUGAUAUAUAUCAUGUGAUAUCAGAUCAAGGAUCAGAUCCUGUUUCUACGACGUUUUUUAUUAGCUAUGCUUGCAGAUUGACGAUUCCACUUUCUUACAACUUCCUCAUGCUUCUUGAUACUGAUUUUGCAAGGGCUUCAUCAUUCCAGGAGUUCCUUGGAAACUCAAUUAAGCUUAUCUCGCUUGGUAAAAUUUUGAACGAUAUUCUCCCUCGUCUUAUUGUGAUACCAAUAUGUCUUUCUCUUUUCCAUGUAUGGGACAAGAUAAAAACCAAAAUGAAAGGAAACUUACUCUUUGACUAUUUGUUCGACGAAUUUGACUUUUACGAAGAUGAGGAUGAAGAAGAGCCAGAUGGAGAUACAGAUAACUCAACAGGGCAUUCUUCACGAAUAAGAAAUGGAAGUAUUCGUGAAGCGAAGCAGAUUGUUCAAGAAUAUAUUCGGAACUCACGCGACUUGGAAAAUAGUCAAUAUCCAGGAAUGCCUCAAAGUGACUUCAAUACUAAUAUCAUUAGCCCAGAACCAUUACAGAAUGCUUUCCAUUGGAUCAAGAAUGUGGCUAAUCACGUCUAUUCAAGGCUUAGACCAAGACAAAGCAAUAAUUACAGUUCUAUCGCUAAUAAUGUACAGACUGAUGACAGCAGACGCAUCUCAUUGGAUACGGAGGAUUCAGAAUCUGCUUCCUCAUCAUUAUUGAUCUAA
This is a messenger RNA of Brettanomyces bruxellensis, 1929 nucleotides long. RefSeq lists its product as uncharacterized. The transcript has a single exon. The record is from RefSeq and is a predicted model, not a curated record. Bases 1 to 1929 code for a protein of 642 amino acids. Gene Ontology annotation, cellular component: membrane. Lineage: Eukaryota; Fungi; Ascomycota; Pichiomycetes; Pichiales; Pichiaceae.